AAAGCAGGGCAUAAAACCACAUUCUCAGAUCUCUGAAACGGUAUUGGUCACAUUCCUGAUUACGUGACGAACACGGAAGUUAGGUGUUUCUUUGACGUGAUGUGAACAAAAUGAUCGGAGAUCUGUUGAUAUUCGGGACCUUACUGGUGAAUGCAGGGGCUGUGCUGAACUUCAAGCUCAAAAGAAAGGAGUCCCAAGGAUUUGGAGAUGAGUCCAAAUCACCGACAACAGGUGACAACAUCAGAGAGUUUCUGCUCAGCCUGCGAUACUUUAGGAUCUUCAUCGCUCUGUGGAACAUCUUCAUGAUGUUCUGCAUGGUCGUAUUGUUUGGGUCAUGAUCAACAUUUUUGGUGACUGGACUUUCAUCAGGAUGCUGUUUUUCAAAGUUGGAUGCUAUAAACUUUUCCUUGGUUAGUUUGUUGUUCUUUUUGCCCUUUUUAACUGUAAUUAUUCUCCAUUUUCUUCACAACCCCAAAUCAUAAGUCUGCUUUCAGCUGUACAGGAAUUUAUGAAUCGCUGUAUUUAUUUUGUCUUACAGAAGUUUACAUUUGUACCCUUGGCUUUUAAGCUGUAACUCCACCAACACCCUUCCCUUUGCUGAAUACAUGUUGUUGUUGUUGUGUGCCCCUGUGCUUCAUUAUAAAACAUGAGUUAAUUUUCUCCAGCGUGUCAGUUUGCUUAUUUAACAAACAGCAGGGUUGAAAUGAGGGACAGACUUCACUAACAGGAUAAAACAUGUUUAACUGUGACUCGUUAUCUGUGUUUCAUCAUUUAAAGACCCAGUAGUAAUCAAAGCUGGUGGAAAACCUUUUGACUUGCCAAGAUCGUCUUGCUUAAAAAUCCUUUUAUCCUUUUACUUGAUUCAACGGAAGAGUCAAAUUAUCACUGUCACUUAAUGAACUUAUCUCCUCUGUACAAACAUCUCCAAAUGUACUCACACUCUAGUGUAUGUCCAAACAGAAUAUUUUAAUGCAGAUAAAAAAAAAGGCAUAUUCCUUUAUUCUGGGGCACAUGUGCUGUAAGUAAAUGUAUUUGCCCUACAAUGUAAUGUGUCCUUAUUCAAAAUAAUAAAAAUUAUAAUUUUCUUA
This is a messenger RNA of Perca fluviatilis (European perch), 1088 nucleotides long. RefSeq names its product small integral membrane protein 7 (gene smim7). The record is from RefSeq and is a predicted model, not a curated record. Lineage: Eukaryota; Metazoa; Chordata; Actinopteri; Perciformes; Percidae. Bases 111 to 338 code for a protein of 75 amino acids. The transcript is spliced from 5 exons.